AUGAAAGGCGAGGCUUCGGUCAAUCGUGGAGAUGAGAGUCGGCCACUCGUCAGCCUAGGCUGUCGAAAGCAGGCCGACAUGAUUGUGCGCCAGACGGGUUUUGCAGGAGGCCGGUUCGUCGACGAGUACAGAGACUAUGUACAUGUGGCUGGAGGGGCAGAAUUGUCUGAGAGGUCACGGAGACCCCGACGUCUGGAUCAAUUGAAGCACAGGCAGGGAAACACGUACACUCUAUUGUGCCACCAAGUCACGCACACAGUUGAGCUUUCGCAGGCCGAGUUGAGUGUCGAUUGCGUAACCGGCCGCGAGAACACCGCCCCGGACCGGACUCCGCUGCCUCUGGCGUCUAGGCUGCCACAGCUUAGUGACCCGGGCGCCAAGUCUGCUGUGAUGAGAGGGCAUGACAAGUUUAACCUGUGGUUGCCGGGGCAUGCGAACAAAUCGACACGGAUGUUGUGUCCGGAAGUACACGCAAGUCGCCAGUCACCAGUCGCCAGUCGCCAGUCGUUAGUCGCCUUUCAUGCUGCCCGUCUCGCUGCGUCCACUCCAGGCCCUGUCUUUGGGUCUGCGUGA
Molecule: messenger RNA, 573 nt
Organism: Protopolystoma xenopodis
Lineage: Eukaryota; Metazoa; Platyhelminthes; Monogenea; Polystomatidea; Polystomatidae
Source: the annotation of a GenBank genome assembly